This is a messenger RNA of Penicillium oxalicum, 1842 nucleotides long. RefSeq names its product putative alpha-1,3-mannosyltransferase. Bases 1 to 1842 code for a protein of 613 amino acids. Gene Ontology annotation, molecular function: alpha-1,3-mannosyltransferase activity. Gene Ontology annotation, cellular component: Golgi apparatus. The transcript is spliced from 2 exons. Lineage: Eukaryota; Fungi; Ascomycota; Eurotiomycetes; Eurotiales; Aspergillaceae. The record is from RefSeq and is a predicted model, not a curated record. Gene Ontology annotation, biological process: protein O-linked glycosylation.
AUGUAUGAACCAACACUGUCACCCGCUCAUCAUCGCCGGGCCACAUAUCCCCGACGAAGGAGGAUAUCCUUACAGAUUGCCCUCCUCCUAUUUAUCCUCGGUUACUUGGGCCGCACAGCCCUCUAUUCGAUCGAACACAGUCGCGAUCAAACAUGUUACCGAGACUCCACAGUCUUUUCAAAAGAGUCCUGGGGGACAAGUGAAUCGACGAGGAGUCGAGAGCAGGAUACCACCACCCUCCGGGUGAUUGAGCACUCGGCAGAGGGUCACCAGUCGAUCAUCCACGCCGAUGUGGACAGAAUCCCUUCUAUUGACCGGGAGAAACAGUCCGACGAGAAGGAGAAACAGUUGGACAAAUUCUCCGAGGCGCUGGAGAACGUCCUCCUAGCGCUACCGGAACUGCCGGAGAUCGUCGAUGCGCUGGGUCCCAUUGAAGGGACGGGCGAGGCCAUGGUGCGUGAGAUAGGCCUUCGAGCACGCCUAUUCAAGAGUGCACUGGAUGCCUGGGAAGCCCUUCACACUGUUAUGUUUGAGGACCGGAUUCAGAUCCGAAGUGACGUGCUCCAGCAUAUUGUGAAGAAUCCAAAACUCGCAACUCGACUCCAGCUGGACCACACCACUUUGAUUCACAAGUAUGAAGAGUUUCACUCCUACUUUGUGGCAUUUUCAGAGCGUCUCUUCUCGUGGACAUUACCGUAUUUCCCGGAUCUGGUCACUCUGCAUGCGCAGCUUUGGAGUGGAGGAAGAGGCAUUGUCUUGACGGGAGGAGAUCAUCAAGCUUCAUAUCUACUAACUUCGAUUCAAUCCAUGCGAGACAUGGGGUGUGAGUUACCCAUUGAGGUGAUGUAUCUCGGCGAGGAUGAUCUCGGCCGCGAAAACCGAAGAAAAUUGGAAAAAGUCAAGGGAGUCAUCACACGCGAUCUCAGCCCUCUCGUCAACGACAAAGGAUGGAAGCUCAAAGGAUGGGCCCUGAAGCCCUUUGCCAUCAUGCUGUCCAGCUUUCGAGAAGCCAUCUUCAUCGAUGCGGAUUCGCUCUUCCUGCGUGAUCCGUCGAUUCUCUUCUCGGAUCCAGAGUAUCAAAGCACCGGCGCGCUAUUCUUUAAAGACCGGGUCAUCGAACCUGCCUCCAAACUUGCCUGGUUGAAACGGAUCCUGCCUCCUCCUAUUUCGGCCCAGGUGCGAAGGAAUCGGUUCUGGACGGGUACAAGUAGUCACAUGCAGGAAUCGGGUGUGGUGGUUGUGGAUAAGUGGAAGCAUUUUGUGGCGUUGAUGGUCAUCACUCGACUCAAUGGACCGGAUCGCGAUGGCAACGAAGCCGAAGGACGUAUCGGGGUAUACGACAUGGUCUUUGGCGACAAGGAAACCUUCUGGCUCGGAUUCGAACUCGUCGGCGACACAAGCUACGCCUUUCACAACGGCAAAGUCGCCAUCCUCGGCGUCCCGAAACCAGACUCUCCAGACCAAACAUACUACCCCCAAGACCAGAACGACAACACCGACAACACCACCACCAACCCCAACCUCCCCCGCACCAAAUCCACCUUUUCAAUCUGCGCUCCUCAACUCCUCCAUCUCGACGUGGACGGUCGACCGCUCUGGUUCAACGGGUGGCUGCUGCCGAGCAAAUUCUCCGACGAUCCCCGAUUACAGCCUGUCAAUUUCACCUCGUUCAUCGUGGAAGCGAUGGAUGGGGAGCAUCUGAGUCCGUGGGAGGUGAAGGAGGAUAAUGUACUUUGUUUGUCGUCGGGGAGUGUGGUUGAUCUCACGUUGGCGGAGAAGGAGGCGGUUGAUUUGACGGUCCGGACAGCGCGGAAGGUCGGGGCAAUCAGGCAGCCUGUUUAA